CGAGAACUUGAUUAGCACACACGUGUCUUGUUAACAUAAAAAAAAGAAAAACAAAAAAAAAUGUUACGUCAACCUAAUUACAUAUAUGGGCCGAACACAGCCCUAGUGCCGGCUAGACUUAAUUUCGGCGAAUACAUGUUACAACAAUUGAGAAAAUUUGACAAUAAUACUGUUUUGAUUAACGCAGCUACGGAAGAACGUAUAACCUAUUCAGAAAUACUGCAACAAUCAAUGAAUUUUGCUAUCUCACUCACUCGUAUGGGUGUUAAAAAGGGAGACACGAUUGGCUUAAUUUCUGAGAAUCGGUUUGAAUUCUGGGGGGCGACUAUAGGGGCGGCAUGCGCAGGCGCUGUAGUAUCUCCUAUUAGCGUAGGGUAUGUUAAGGGUGAACUCAUCCACGUAUUGAACAUUUCAAAACCCAAAUACAUAAUCUGUUCGCCGUCACUCUACAGAACACACGCCAAGACAAUAGCUUCAAUGAAAUUCGUGAAAAAAGUCAUCUUGUUCGGUGAUGGAAAGCAAAAUGGGACACUUUCGUACAACGACAUGGUUAUUGAGAAUAAUGGCGUUAUAAAAAACGUGAAUUACGAUGAGUUUCGUUGCGUAGAAGUUGUCGGUCAAAUUGAUCCGGUAUUCGUAAUGUAUUCUUCUGGCACGACCGGGCUGCCGAAAGGAGUGAUGAUCACACAUCUGAAUAUUUUGACUUUAUUGUGUGCGCGCAGUUUCGCCGAUCCCUCCACAGUAUUGAUCUCCAUAUCCCCGUGGUAUCACGCCAUGGGUUUUGUGGGGUGCUUAAACGGGUUUUCCAAUGGCCUGUGUUUUAUCUAUCUACCCAAGUUUGAAAUCGACCUGUACCUCAGAACUAUUGAGAAGUUUAAGGUAGGUCAACUAACAGUGGUCCCAUCGAUUCUGGUAUCUAUAUGCAAGCACCAGACCCAGAAGUACGACCUCAGCUCUGUGCAGUUCAUAAUGAGUGGUGCUGCUCCGCUGCGUAAGGAUACCAUAGCUGCUGUACAUGAGAAGUUCCCCAACCUUGUGAUGGUGAUGCAAGGCUAUGGUGCUACAGAGCUGACGCUGGGAGUGCUGGGUUUCUUCCCGGAUAGUGCUAGACAUGAUAAGGUCGGCAGUGUAGGCGUUGUUGUACCGAAUACUGUGCUAAAGGUAGCUGAUCUAGAAACAGGCAUACCGCUAGGACCUAACCAGCGGGGAGAAUUAUGUGUCAAGGGUGAACUGCUGAUGAAAGGCUACCUCGGCCGGGACAGAGGUGAUGAACUGGAUAGCGAAGGUUUCUACAGAACUGGAGACAUAGCGUACUAUGAUGAGGAUGGAUACUUCUUUAUUGUGGAUCGACAGAAGGAACUUAUCAAGUAUAAGGGGUAUCAGGUACCACCAGCAGAACUGGAAGCAGUCCUGCUGCAGCAUGAAGGUAUCAGAGAUGCGGCAGUUAUAGGACUUGAAGAUAAAGACGCUGGUGAACUGCCUCUUGCGUUUGUGGUGAGGCUCCCAGGGUCCAAUGUCACUGAGCAGGAGGUCAAGGAUUUUGUGGCUGAGAGGUUAUCAAGCCCCAAACACUUACGCGGCGGAGUGCGUUUUGUCGAAGAAAUACCAAAGACUCCCAGUGGGAAGGCUAUGAGAACGAAAUUGAGGAAAAUGUUGAAAAAUAAUAUUAAAAGUAAAUUAUAAAUAGGUACCAUAAAGAGGUAGGCAAAGGUGUUUUUGUAACAGAAGCUGG
This is a messenger RNA of Spodoptera exigua (beet armyworm), 1732 nucleotides long. NCBI's taxonomy places the organism in Eukaryota, Metazoa, Arthropoda, Insecta, Lepidoptera, Noctuidae. The record is from the annotation of a GenBank genome assembly.